Molecule: messenger RNA, 4263 nt
Organism: Carassius auratus (goldfish)
Lineage: Eukaryota; Metazoa; Chordata; Actinopteri; Cypriniformes; Cyprinidae
Product: glutathione hydrolase 7-like
Exons: 15
Coding region: 373-2349 (658 amino acids)
Biological process (GO): glutathione catabolic process
Cellular component (GO): plasma membrane
Molecular function (GO): glutathione gamma-glutamate hydrolase
Source: RefSeq, a predicted model, not a curated record
UACGGGCAUCUUUUACCUUUUCAUUGCGUUUUAAAGCAGCGUGUAAGCUAAAAAGACUGCAUAGUUAAAAUAAAUAAUACAUAAUUGUCCUGCUAUUUCCAGCGUCAAACGCGUCGCAUGUGCUGACACCCGCACACCUGCGUCUGUUACAUCGCGUUAUGUCAGGUUUUCUGCUGUAAAUCAGCCGCUGUGAGCUGUGAUCAGAUCUGCUCUGCGCUGUAGUGUGGACGAUGGAGAUAUAGAGAGAUACAGAUGGACGGAAAUUAAGCGUGCUGUGUAAUAACGCGCAUGUCGUCGCGCGCUCCCGCUCGAGUGUAGUCGCGUGAUGCGCGCGGUCCACACGGAUUAUUGAGAUCUGUAACACUACAGUGAAUGAUGUACUCUCCGGCGGUCGAUGCAGGAGUGAUGGUGGUGGAGAAGGAUCCGGCUCUGAGCGGUGCGCACUCACCUGUGGACUACAUGAGCAUCACCAGCUUCCCUAGACUCGCAGAAGAUGAAGCUUCAGCAGACAACAUCCUCCGAUCACGCAAAGGCAAUGAGACCUUCCUCAGCGAGCAGGACACAGGUCCUCCUCUGCCCUCCUCUGCCUCGGACCUGGCCAGUCGGGACAUGUCUCCUCUGAGAGAGACCAGCAGAGACCCGCUGGCACAGGACUGCGCCUGCACACGGGACGGGCUGACCGUCAUCAUCACCGCCUGCCUGACCUUCGCCACAGGGGUCACCGUGGCCCUCAUCAUGCAGAUCUACUUCGGAGACCCACAGGUGUAUAACCAGGCGGCGGUGGUGACGGACGUGGCCCGCUGCACGUCUCUGGGCUUCGAGGUUCUGGCCCAGCAGGGCUCCAGCGUUGAUGCUGCUAUAGCCGCUUCGCUCUGCCUGGGCAUCACCCAUCCACACACCUCGGGCAUCGGCGGCGGCGGCGUGAUGCUGGUCCAUGACAUCCGCAGGAACGAGAGCCGGGUCAUUGACUUCCGGGAGACGGCUCCCUCCGGGAUUCACCAGGACAUGAUGUUACAUGUUCAUCAGAAGUCAGGUCUGUUAGUGGCUGUUCCCGGGAUGAUCCGUGGACUACACCAAGCUCACCAGCUCUACGGGAGGUUGCUGUGGAAAGACGUGGUCACGAUGGCUGCCGAUGUGGCGAGGACGGGAUUCAAUGUGACGCAUGAGCUGGCUGCUGCGCUGUCCCAGGUGAAGGAGCAGAACGUGUCGGAUGCGUUCAGAGACGUGUUCCUGCCGAACGCUCAGGCUCCCCCCGCGGGACUCUUCACCAAACGGCUGGAUUUAGCUGCUGUCUUGGACAGGAUCGCAGCCAAUGGAGUCUCCGAGUUCUACAGCGGGAAUCUGACACAGGAAAUGACAUCAGUGGUUGAAGCUAAAGGCGGUGUGCUGACGGAGGAGGACUUCAGAAACUACACCACUGUCAUACAGAAGCCACUGCAAACUCUUUACCAGGGUUACCAGGUGUUCGUUCCCCCUCCGCCCCACGCAGGAGCCGCCCUGCUGUCCGCUCUUAACAUCCUGGAGGGCUUUAACAUCACACGCCAGGCGUCCAGGAGCAGCGUUCAGCACUGGACCGCUGAGUCUCUGAAGAUCGCUUUGUCUCAGGCCAGUGGACUGGGAGACUCCAGGUUUGAUUCAUCGGUUUCUGAGCUUGUGACGCAGAUGCUCAGUAAAGAGCAGGCUGCUGUGCUCCGGCAGAAGAUCAGUGACUCCCAGGCGUCUGCGGCCGAGCUCUACACCCCGUCAUACGAGCUGCAGGAGGGCGCUGUGGCCAGCCAGCUCAUGGUCAUGGGCACCGAUGACUUGAUCGUGUCUGUUAUGAGCUCUCUAAACCGUCCGUUUGGAAGCGGCAUCGUGACGUCGUCUGGGAUCCUCCUGAACAGUCAGAUGCUGGACUUCUCCUGGCCCAACAAAACACACCGCCCCGCAGCUCUCAAUCAGCGUAACCGCAUUGAGCCGGGCAAGAGGCCGGCCUCGUUCCUGACGCCCAUGGUGGUGCGUCCGUCCAUCGGGGUGUGUGGCACAUACGUGGCGCUGGCCUCCUCUAACGGCGAGCGGGCGCUGAGCGGCAUCACACAGGUUCUGGUCAAUGUUUUGUCCUCCCGUAAUAACAUGAGUGAGAGCGUGUCCUACGGCAGACUGCAUCCUCUCGUCCAGAACAACACCCUGCUGGUGGACUCUCAGUUUCUGGAGGCGGAUGUGAAGUCUCUGAUGCAGAAGGGUCAUGAUGUGCGUAAGGUGGACAUCAUCUCGCUGGUGGAGGGGACCCGGAGGACCAAUGAGCUGAUCAUCGGUGUGAAGGACCCACGCAGCACUGACGCCUCGGCGCUGUCCAUGUCCAUGCCCUAGACACACACACACACACACACACACACACACUCACUCAGACACACUCUCUCUAUCUGCUGCUUCUCUCGUAUGCUGUUUGUGUAAUAAAACAGGGAUGUUAAGAGGUUUCCAAGCUCCCUUCUGCCGCACCACAAACACAGAAAAACAAUGACAUGUGACUCCUCUUUGUUGGUUUUGUUUAAUUUACCUAAAUAUUUCAAGGACUAUGCAUGUUAUCACACAUGGCUGGACAAGUUAAAGCAAUAGUUCACCCAAAAAUGAAAUUGAUGAAACUUUACUGAUGAAGGUUAAUCAGGUUUGGAGAAAUGUAGCACUGCAUCGGUGUCUCAGCAAAUAGAUGCUCUGCAGUGGAUGGGUGCCGUCAGAAUGAGAGAAACAUCACAAUAAUCCACACCACUUUGCUUAAUUCCUCCAAAUCUGUCCUGUUGAAGACACAAACUCAUCUUUGAAGGUCUAGGGCUGAAUAAACUUUCACUUCUCAGUGAACUAUUCCUUUAACUGUUUAACUGCUCCAACACAAAAAUCAUUUGGACACAUCUACUCGCUAUUUAUUGAUAUUUUCCACAUCGGACGUGGAAUUAUAGUGAAGACAUUAAAACAAAAGUAUGAAGCAUGAGAAUUAUGAAGUGAAAAUAUUAGUGCUUAUUCAGUGGCCAGCGUUUGUCACACUUCUGUCAGAAACCCUCACGAGGAGCAUCUUGGGAUGCUUCAAACAAAUAAACAGUAUUGAAGGAUGCUUCAUGUGUCCUGCUGGCUGCUUCUCCUUCACUCAUAAGAUCACAAGGAUCAGAUUCAGUCAAGUGUGUCCAAAUGUUUUACUUGCAUAUCGGAUGUCUUUUUAUUAUCAUAAUCAAGAGUUAUUUGAGGAUCUUAUUGUGUGAAUUACUCCAGUGGCAGAUAAAGGCAAAUUAAAUUAGUUUUUUUCAUUCCUGGUCUUCAUGACAUAUGUUCACAAAUGUGAGUAAAUGUUACUUGAAGUGAAUGAAUGCUCCUGUUUCUGAAUGAAUGGUGGUACAUACAGUGGUGGCCAAAAUGAUUAGAACAAUAGUAUUUUCACUAGAUUAAAAAUGGUUUUAAGUCAGUUACUUCUAUCUUUUGCUGUAGUGUGUCAUUAAUGAAAUGGUUUUACAUGAUUGAAGAGAAAUCAGUCAGUAGUGAAAUAUGAGGUAAACAAGAUUGAUUUUCUUCUAAACUUUCAAAUGCAGUUUGAUAUAUGCCGUAAUUGUUAUUUACGUUAAUAAUUUUAUUUUGAAUUCUGGAUAUCAAUUUGCUGAUUUAAUAAUAAUGCAUUUUCUUUUCUUUUUUAUGUGGAAACCGUGAAAUGAAGUUACAGUUUAUGCACAUAUUUCUGAAAGACAAUCAGUGAUUAUCUAAAAGUGAAAGUGAGCUUCCUGUUAAUGGGCAUAUUUGGUAUUUUCUGCCACAAUCAAAUAUUAUUGCACUAUUACAGCAUUCGCUUUACAAUGACAAUCAAGAAUAAAUAUUCAAUUGUAGUGUAGUUUCUGGCAUUAUUUCAAUCUCAUUCAGCAUGCAGUUGGGUGAUCUAUAUUAUAUACUCAGCUAGUCCAUCAUCCUUCCUGGAAGACAGCUGCCACAUCUGACCGUUCCUUCUACAACUAAACAUAUUUUCAUGUUUAAAAAAAGUAUAUAUAUUAUUAUUAUUUUUUUUUUUUUUCAGAAGUUGUUUGCUGAAGCAUUGAGAAAAAAAAUCAAUCUGUGUUUUCUUAGUGUCUAAUAUGUAUUUGUCAGAUAUGUUGUGUCAAGCUAUUAUAGCAGGUUUAAUCACGGCUGUCAGUGUUGGUCAGAUGAAACAGCUCUCUGCAUGCUGUCCCUAACACCAUUGAUGUAAACGCUUACCAUAACAUCACAUAAUUGUAAUCUGUAAUUUUUGGAUGAAUAAAGAACACCUUUCAA